AUGACAUUUUCCCCGCAGAAUGAUAUACCGGAUCUGGCCGGCAAGGUCAUCAUCGUAACUGGUGGCAGCAGUGGUCUUGGAAAAGAAAGCGUUAUCCAGCUGGCCAAGCAUAACCCGGCGACUAUCUACCUCACAGCCAGGACAGAAGCCCGUGGCAACGCCGCCAUCAAGGAGGUGGAGCAAGCCGUACCGGCAGCCAAGAAUAAGAUCAAAUAUCUCGAGCUAGACCUGGGCUCCUUCGCGUCGAUAAAGAAGUCCACCGACGCUUUCCUCACCUCAUCCGACCGUCUCGACAUCUUAAUGAACAAUGCAGGCCUGAUGGCCACCCCUCCAGGCCUGACAAAGGACGGUUACGAGGUUCAAUUUGGCUCAAAUUACAUGGGCCCAGCCCUCUUCACCAAGCUGCUGCUCCCGAUCCUCAUCAAAACUGCCGAACAGCCCGGAUCCGAUGUCCGCGUUGUCAACCUGAGCUCCGAACUCUUUAAACAAGCGCCCUCUGAAGGGAUUCUGCUCUCAAAGUGUAAAACACCCCUCGACGACAUCUCCAGCUUGGCUCGCUACGGUCAAUCGAAGCUCGCAGACUACUACCACACGCGCACGCUCAGUCAGCUGUACUCCUCCAUCAAAUUUGUCGCCGUUCAUCCCGGUGUUGUCAACACUGGCCUCUUUGACGACUUUAGAAAGAGACGGCCCUGGGUUGGUGGGGUGAUUGGUGUGCUUGGGUCGAUUUUCCUGACUGACGUUCACGCGGGUGCGCGAGCUCAGCUCUGGGCCAGCACGGCUCCUAGUGCGAGUGUGAAGAGCGGAGGCUUUUACAAUCCAAAACAAAAGCAGUAUAAGGAGGCAAACUUGUUUGACGAUAAGGCUGCCCAAGAGUUGUGGGAUUGGACUGAGAAGGAGCUUGCGGGUCAGUAA
This is a messenger RNA of Colletotrichum spaethianum, 915 nucleotides long. Its product is annotated as putative oxidoreductase. NCBI's taxonomy places the organism in Eukaryota, Fungi, Ascomycota, Sordariomycetes, Glomerellales, Glomerellaceae. The coding region runs from base 1 to 915 and encodes 304 amino acids. The record is from RefSeq and is a predicted model, not a curated record. The transcript has a single exon.